GAUCAAUAUCCAUUAACCUGGUGGCGUACUAAUCAAAAAUGGUUUCCUGUGUUAAGUAAAUUAGCUCGAAAAUAUUUGGCUAUCUCAGCAACUUUGACUGCAAGUGAAAGACUUUUUAGUGAUGCUGGAAAUACAAUGACAGAAAAAAGAACAUCACUCCUACCUACUACUUUUGAGCAUCUAGUGUUUCUAAGAAAUAAUUGGAAGAUUACUGGUGAUAUGUUUCCAA
Messenger RNA from Racocetra persica, 229 nucleotides. The record is from the annotation of a GenBank genome assembly. NCBI's taxonomy places the organism in Eukaryota, Fungi, Glomeromycota, Glomeromycetes, Diversisporales, Gigasporaceae.